AUGCACGACCAAGGAGUCUUUAGAUGCCGGGUAGAUUUUGUCAAUUCGCCGACAAGAAAUUACCAGGUUAAUUUGACAUUAGUAGCUGAGCUCAAAGUAAAUAUUGACCAGUCCAUUACACCAGAAAGUGAUACAGCUAUAUGUUCUAAUUUGGAAGGUGAAAAACGAGAAAACAGGAAAAAACAAGAAAAAACCGAUUCUCGUUUUGAUAUUUCUAAAGCUGACAUUUCUGAAGCUGGUUGUAGCAGAGUUCAGUUUUGUUACUAUUUAGAAAAUAGCAAAUAUUAA
Messenger RNA from Diabrotica balteata, 288 nucleotides. Lineage: Eukaryota; Metazoa; Arthropoda; Insecta; Coleoptera; Chrysomelidae. The record is from the annotation of a GenBank genome assembly.